Nomia melanderi (Alkali bee) is the source of this 5109-nucleotide messenger RNA. RefSeq names its product fibroblast growth factor receptor homolog 1. Lineage: Eukaryota; Metazoa; Arthropoda; Insecta; Hymenoptera; Halictidae. Gene Ontology annotation, cellular component: plasma membrane; signaling receptor complex. The record is from RefSeq and is a predicted model, not a curated record. Gene Ontology annotation, molecular function: ATP binding; fibroblast growth factor receptor activity. Gene Ontology annotation, biological process: protein phosphorylation; positive regulation of kinase activity; multicellular organism development.
UUUCCUCGAGCGCAUCCUCUCGCGCGCGCGGUUUGUGUCAGUGUCGCCGCGACGGCAGCUACAGCCGGACAGUGGAGAACGUGGUGGCCAGCUGAAGGGGUGUCUCCGUUGCGAGCCGAGAACCGAGGGGGAUGAACUUUGGCGAACCUGCCGGAAGCUGCUGGAGUCCGAGGAUCCAUCGGUUCUAACAUCCUCGAGGAUUCUACCCGUUCUUCGAGGGGGUUGAAGGGGGACUGUCCGAGGAUCGAGGAUUCAGAAAUUUCGGGAUUCUGAUGCAGUGUCCUUGAAUUGGACCAUAGUCUAAGGAUCAUGCUUAUUAGAAACUGGUGUUUGGAAGAUUGAUGUGUCAAAGUUGGACAUAGUCUAUGACAGGACAGACCGAGGAUCUUUAUUGGAAACCUACGAUUGUUCGCAAGAUUAGUGUCAUUUGAGGGUUGAAGUGAACUUGGGUCAUCCCUCGAAGCGUUCUUUGGACUGCGUUGAUUGUGUCAUUGGGGGAGUAUCGAAGGAUCGAGUGAGUGUCAGUGAACCUGAAUCCUUAGGGGUGCUUUGAACAGGUGUGGUGUUUGGGUGCAGAAAAGACACGUGGAUUUUAGAUUCUGCAGUGACUGUCGGUGGUGAUCGAGGAUUUUUCCGGGGGAUCUAUGUGAAAGCUUUCUAAGGGAUCGUCGAGUUGACAGCAGCCACGCGAUCCUGGACCGACCGAGUACAGAGGAACUUUCUUCGUCUUCUUCUUCCUCCUUCUCGCGUCCUCCUUUUUUUACCGGCCGUAUCGGCCGGCUGGCCCGUUGGAUCGUCUGAUUUUCUGUUCGCCUCUGUCUCGACCGAGGUUCCCCCCUUUUUCACCGUGGAUUGAGAAAAGCCAGAGACGCCAGACACCGAGGGCGGAACGAGGGACGAGAGCUUUUCUGGGAAAGGGAGCCCACGACUGAGAGUCACAAAUGCCGCGCCACUAGCUACCCGGUACCUGUCGUGGAAGAAGUCGGGAUGGCGAUCGCAAAGUGUCUCAUCAUAGGGAUGCUCCUGAUCCUGGAGAUCGAUGGGGCCACUCAGGGACAACUGGUUCGACUAGAUCAGAAGCAUCCCGACGUGGUGUCGGUGCCGCCCGGCGAGAAGCUGGUCCUGCGGUGUACGAUCAGCGGGGAAACGACCUGGUACAAGGAUAACAAAAUAUUCUACGCGACGUCGCCGAGAGUGCGUCUGAUGAAGCAGUCCUUGAGAUUCAAGUAUAUCGAACCAGAAGACGCGAGCUCGUACGCCUGUCUGGUUGAAUCGAACGGGACGCUUGAAUGGCGAAAUGUGACGAUACGAAUCGAGCCGUUGCAGAACGACGGCUACCAGCACGAUGUCGACAAACUGGGCACCGCCAUGGGUGCCCAUCGAGCCGAGGAGGAAACGAACGAGUUGGAAAUCGAAGCGAGAAAUCUACCAGAGACCCGGUCGCUGCACCAGAGUAGCGACACGGUCGAUAGUGACCUGGAGAACGAGAAGAGCGAGAACGAAACCGCUGGCGAGCACAACAACACUGUGCCCGAACGACCACCGUCGUUCAACAAGAACGUGGAGAUGCCGUACGUGGUGGUGAAACCAGCCGGCAACAUGCUUCGCCUGAGGUGUCCGAGUUUCGGUAACCCCAGGCCGAACAUCACGUGGUACAAGAACAACGAGGAACCCAAGCGAACUUUGGGCACCGUGGUGAUCACAAAGUGGACAUUCAGGCUGGAGGACCUAGUGCCCGAGGACAGCGGGAAUUACACCUGCGUGGUGUGCAACAGCCUCGGAUGCAUCAACUGGACGUUCAAAGUUGAGAUUGUCGAGAGCGUGAAACACCGGCCGAUACUGACCAGGGCGCCGAGAAACACGACCGUGCUGAUCGGGAGCAACGUGACGAUGACUUGCGAGAUCCUCUCCGACGCUCACCGUCACCUGGAAUGGUAUCACGGUUUUCACACUUCUUUGGACACUCUCAACAAAACCAAUCAAAGUUUUCGGGUGGAGGUCAAGGCUGAGACAUACGCGGACAAUCCUGAAGUACUGAAGCUCUACAACGUGACAGAGAAGGACGAGGGCUGGUACACGUGUAUCGCUCAGAACACAUUAGGCGAAACGUUCAGCAGCGCUUAUCUUCGAGUAGUUGAAUCUCUGGAAGACCACCGAGUCCCUAUUCCACCGAAACCACAGAUCCUCGUGAACAUCCUCGCCGCGGUGCUGUUCAUCUUCUUCGCGGUGGGCGUCGUAGUAGUGAUUUACAUAUUCCACCGCCUGAAGCGUGAGAAAAUGAAGAAACUGCUGGCAAUCGAGACCGCGAGGGCUGCGGUGGUUACCCAGUGGACCAAGAAGGUGAUCGUCGAGAAGCAGAACCUGGUGAACGCGCAGAACGUCCAGGAACCGUUGCUGAUGCCAGUGGUGAAGAUCGAGAAGCAGAAAUCGACGGUCGCCGCGGAGGACAGCAACGGGGGUAGCAUAUCGGAGUACGAGCUCCCCGUGGACAGCGCCUGGGAGCUGCCCAGGGAACACUUGUCACUGGGCAACACCCUUGGCGAGGGAGCCUUCGGCAAAGUUAUCAGGGCGCAGACUAACACUGGGAAACCUGGGAUACCGGGUGUCGUGGCGGUGAAGAUGUUGAAAGAGGGACACACGGACGCAGAGAUGAUGGACUUGGUCUCCGAGAUGGAGAUGAUGAAGAUGAUCGGCAAACACGUGAACAUCAUCAAUUUACUGGGCGCCUGCACGCAAGGCGGGCCACUGUACGUGGUAGUAGAGUUCGCCCCUCAUGGGAAUCUCCGUGAUUUCCUUCGGGAUCACAGACCGUCCUCGGGAUACGAGCCGACGAUCGGUCAAGAGGCCAAGGAGAAGAAGACGCUGACGCAGAAGGACCUGGUCUCCUUCGCGUACCAGGUGGCCAGGGGUAUGGAGUACCUGGCGAGCCGGAGGUGCAUUCACAGAGACCUGGCCGCCAGGAAUGUCCUCGUCAGCGACGAGUACGUCCUGAAAAUCGCUGACUUCGGUCUUGCCAGAGACAUCCAUUGCCACGACUAUUAUAGGAAAACCACGGACGGACGGCUGCCCGUUAAAUGGAUGGCGCCUGAAGCGCUGUUCCACCGAGUCUACACCACUCAGUCCGACGUAUGGUCGUACGGAAUUCUGUUGUGGGAAAUCAUGACGCUAGGAGGCACCCCCUAUCCAUCCGUACCGUCAGUAGAAAAAUUGUUCCACUUACUGAGAACUGGUCAUCGAAUGGAGAAGCCACCGUGUUGUUCCAUUGAAAUAUACAUGCUGAUGAGGGACUGCUGGAGCUAUCAGCCUAACGAGAGGCCGAUGUUCGGGGAACUGGUCGAAGACCUCGAUAGGAUAUUAACGAUAACUGCGAACGAGGAAUACCUGGAUCUCGGACUUCCUCAACUAGACACCCCACCGUCCAGCCAAGAGUCCAGCGAAGGCGAGGACGACGACGGCGAAGAGAAAUUCCCGUACUUGCUCUGAACCUAGCCCGGACUAGCCGCGGGCAUCAUCGAGGAAAACAAUCAUCCGGGAGGAUGGACGAAGGACGAGAAGAACGAAAAGAGGAUGACGACGAAGGGAAAACGAAGGGAACGCUGGACCGUGACCGGCCGAUCCAGCGGACACGCCAAAUAAUCGAAAUCAGUAUUGACCUGUUAGCGCGUAUUCUGUAGAGUUUAAGGGACACGUGAGAGGAGGAAGCAAUAACUAGUUGUCAAUUCGAGAAGCAAACUCCGGCCUUCGAGGAGACUGAUUUUCUUAACGAGAACGCUGUGUAUUUAUUAUCCCGUACCGUUUUACACCCCCGGGGAGCCGCUCGGCUUCCGGAACGAGCCUAGACCCGUCGCCGACGAUGACGGUCACAGUAUUGGAACGCGCACGUUUCCACAUAUUUUUUCUACGAUUCUCAGGUUUCGCGGAUCACGAGCGAACGACGCGAAGGGUCUCCUCCCGUGCGGGUUCGCCGGUCACCGGUGACCGGCGGCGCCGAACCGCGAUUCAAUCGACGGCGAACGCGACGCGGAGGGGAGGCUCGUUGAACGAAAGUCGUUCGAUUUUACAUAUGUUGUACCGUGCCAUUGAUAAGUGCCUUGGUAAAGAUGGCGGACGCUAGAAGUUCCAGGGCUUUUGUAAAGAGAAAUUGAAAAGAUACGAGGCGGAAAUGAACGGAGAGUAGAGGACGCGACGAGGAUUCUCGCGGUUCUUGGGACAGUAAUACGGAAAAAGGAGGAAACGUGUUUGUAACUAGUCAAUCGAUGAAACAUUGUAACGUUUCACUGUAAGAUAGCGAACUUUUAGCGGACGACGAACCGCGAGUUUCGCAGCGGACCGCGUGCGUUUCGCUUUUAUACAUAGACUUAUACGCCCUGUCUUCUCCGCCUUUCUUCCUUUUCCCUUCUUGUAGAAAGAAAACGAAACGUGUUGGACCUUAAGCGGAGGGGACGGGGACAAACAGCGGUGAUCGUUGACGCGUCAACGGGCCGACGUGUUGAUGGAUAUAUGUAUAUAUUUCUCUUGUUGGAAUCGGUUCGUUGGCGACGCGACGCGAGCGACGUGUAUGUACAGUUUAAUCGAAGAGGGGACUGAGUUGAUCGUUAUUAUUGUAUAAUUUUGUACGAGAAACACAUUUUGCACGCGAACGAGAGAAUCAUCGGUUCACAUCGUCCACGCCGUGUUGCGGCCGCGCAAUCGGUUGUAUAAAUGGUGCAUGCGAGACAGGUGCUUAGCGGUAGAUAAUUUAUUUCCUUGUAUAUUGUUACUUAGGACGUUAGAAGAAGGCCUUCUUUAUUUCUUUUUGUAUUCGAAGCGGUGGUUCAUUGUAAAAUACGUUUAUAAACGAUCGGGCGAAAAAAAAGCGACGGCCGGUGAAACGUUUUUUUCUCUAUCUCUCUCUCUCUCUCUCUCCCUUUUUUUUGUAUAUAGCACCGACAUGUUUAUUUAAAAGCUACUCUUUUUGUUACCCAGCAUCUAAUGGUAGCCAGUAAACCAGCAUUUACCAAGGUAGAUAUGUAUAUGUAUAGUUUCUGCGUAAAUAUUGGAUUAUUAUUGUAAUGUGAGUUUCAUCUCGAAUAAAAUGAUUCGAACUGUAUCACACGCUGUUUGGAAUUC